Marchantia polymorpha subsp. ruderalis is the source of this 2162-nucleotide messenger RNA. Lineage: Eukaryota; Viridiplantae; Streptophyta; Marchantiopsida; Marchantiales; Marchantiaceae. The record is from the annotation of a GenBank genome assembly.
GAAAUCGAGAGAAGCUUUGUAAAUGUGGACGAAGUUGCGGCGAUCAACACAAUGUCCUACGAUAAAUCAGAUGUUCCUUCGGGGAGGAAGAUCAAAGACUGACCUAGGCAAAGGCUCGUGAUCGAGACGAUGCAGGCCAUAAUAGGACGGUGCCGGGUGAGGCUUGCGCCGCAGGUUGCAACAUUCGUCUGCUGCGGAAGAAGCGGAAUUCGGUGGCUCCUUGGUGCAAUUUCGGAAUUGCAGCAGACUUCGAGACUCUAGAGGCGGCCGAGGCGCAGAGAGUGCAGAUUUGACCUCGUAGUCACUCCGAAUCCCUUCGUGACAUGUGACGAAAGGCAGGAGCGAUGGCCUCCGCCAACGGCACCGCUAUACCGGCCGUUGCUCACGACAGCGUUCUGCGACAGUCGGUGAAACUUGAAGGCAAUGCGCAGAAUGUCCGAGGCUACGAUUUCAAUGGAGGUGUUGAUUACGACGCCCUGCUCCGGUCUCUGUCGUACACGGGUUUUCAAGCCUCCCACCUCGGGGAUGCGAUCGACCAGGUCAAUCAAAUGAUCGACUGGAGAUUGCGAGACGAGCCUGUGGACGCAGAAGCCAACGACCAGGAGAAAUCGACAGAGUUUCGGAACAACUGCAAGUGCAAAAUAUUCUUGGGCUACACCUCAAACAUCGUGUCUUCUGGAGUCAGGGACAUCAUCAGAUAUCUCAUGGAACACAAAAUGGUGGAUGUCGUGGUAACGACUGCCGGAGGCAUUGAGGAAGAUCUCAUCAAAUGUCUGGCCCCUACUUAUAUGGGUGACUUUGCCUUAGCAGGGGCUCCGCUGAGACAACAAGGGCUCAAUCGAAUAGGCAAUCUUUUAGUUCCAAAUAAUAAUUAUUGUCUAUUUGAGGACUGGAUUAUGCCAAUUCUUGACCAGCUUUUAGCCGAGCAGGUGAACGAGAAUGUUCUCUGGACGCCAUCUAAGCUUAUAGCCCGGCUCGGAAAAGAAAUCAACGACACUAGUUCCAUAUGCUACUGGGCCCAAAAGAACGAUAUUCCCAUAUUUUGCCCUGCAAUCACGGAUGGUUCAUUAGGUGAUAUGCUCUAUUUCCACUCAUAUAAAAAUCCGGGCCUCGUGGUAGACAUCGUGCAAGAUAUAAGGCAAAUGAACAGUGCAGCGGUGGCCGCAAAACCACGAAAGACUGGUAUGAUCAUUCUCGGAGGUGGACUUCCCAAACACCACAUAUGCAAUGCGAACAUGAUGUGCAACGGAGCUGAUUAUGCAGUUUUUAUCAACACGGCACAAGAGUAUGAUGGAAGUGAUUCAGGCGCUCGGCCGGAGGAAGCUAUAUCUUGGGGUAAAAUAAAGAGUGGGGCUACUCAUGUCAAGGUCCACUGCGAUGCCACCAUUGCAUUCCCUAUUCUGGUUGCCCAAACUUUUGCAAAGAUCGCUGGCCGACAGCCGACAGCGAAGGAAGCUCAAAACGGUCAUCAAGAUCUACACUAGCAAUGGCUGCCUCACGUGAGGGCUGAGGGCAGGGGAGAAGGUCGCGAUAAUCCCCAAGUCUCAAAUCCCUCUUAGGUGUAUUUUAAACUCUGACUCCAGCAUAUCCGGCAGAGAUCGGACAUCGAAAUAGUGCUAUCUAUGCAAAAUAGAUCGAUCUCAGAGCAUUGGCUGUGAAUUAUAAUAUCAGUCUUUGAACGAAUCUGUGCUGUCAGUGUUGCCCUUCUAAAUUCAGGUCUAUUAAUGUUUCUUUUGCGGGUGGCCUUACUGAUCGUAUUAGCACUGAUUUCAUCAGUGUCUUCUGCAUCAGCUUAGCGUGCUACUUUAGCCAAGCAUGUAUGAAAAUCUGUUGAGGAACAAGAUUUAGUAAGGCUCUGAUGUAGAUGCCUCGUCUCUUUAUGCUGAUAGAGAACGACCUGAAAAAAUCAGUGACUCCUUGACCCCCAGCGUCAGAUUAGAGUGUAACAAGAGUUCAGAAGAUAACAGUUAUCUUCUCUCUCGAUUGGACGAGAGCGGAUUUGAUUGUCACUUUAUCAGCUUCUCAAGCUGACUCCUAGAAAUCAUCGGAAAUGUAUUGGGAGAGAUUUGUAAAGAAGCGGCUCUGGCUAAACUAUUACAUUUCUAUCAUUCCAACAUAUAUGACCCAAUGGAUAAUAUUUUGGUCACAUCGGGCAAAGCGCA